UCAUCCCUCCCGAGGAUGAGGCGGCCGACGCGGCGGCUGGCGCUGUCUGUGCUGGGGGUGCUCUGGCUCGCCGCCCUCCUCCUCUUCUUCUUCGGGGCCAGGAGGAAGUUGGAGGCGGCGGGAACCGAGGGACGCCCGUCGGAGGGCUCAGACGUGGACUGGGACGACCUUUGGGAUCAGUUUGAAGAGCGGAGGUACCUGAGUGCCCGGAGGUGGAAGGGCGGCGAGGACCCGUACCGGCUCCAUGCCUUUAACCAACGGGAGAGCGAGAGGAUCCCCAGUGACCGCGCCGUCCGCGACACCCGCCAUCACAGGUGUACAACUUUGCGCUAUCGCCAGGACCUGCCGCCCACCAGCGUCAUCAUCACCUUCCACAAUGAGGCCAGGUCGACCCUGCUAAGGACAAUUCGGAGCGUGCUGAACCGCACCCCGGUGCACCUCGUCCAUGAAAUCAUACUGGUGGAUGACUUCAGUGAUGACCCCGAUGACUGCCGCUUGUUGGGCAAACUCCCCAAGGUGAAGUGCUUGAGGAACGGACGUCGAGAAGGUCUGAUCCGAUCCCGAAUCCGAGGGGCAGAUGUGGCACAAGCAGGAGUCCUGACCUUCCUCGACAGUCACUGUGAGGUGAAUAAGGACUGGCUGCUCCCUCUGCUGCAGAGGAUCAAAGAGGAUCCCACCCGAGUGGUCAGCCCUAUUAUCGACAUCAUCAACUUGGACACUUUUGCCUACGUGGCGGCUUCCUCGGACCUCAGAGGAGGGUUUGACUGGAGCCUGCACUUUAAAUGGGAGCAGCUUUCCCCAGAGCAGAAGGCCAAACGCCUGGAUCCCACCGAACCCAUUAAGACCCCCAUCAUUGCCGGGGGGCUGUUUGUGAUCGACAAGGCCUGGUUCAUUCACCUGGGAAAGUACGACAGUGCCAUGGACAUCUGGGGCGGGGAGAACUUUGAGAUGUCUUUCCGUGUGUGGAUGUGUGGAGGGAGCCUGGAAAUCAUCCCCUGCAGCCGUGUUGGACAUGUCUUCCGGAAGAAACACCCCUACGUCUUUCCGGAGGGGAACGCCAACACAUACAUUAAGAACACCAAGCGCACGGCUGAGGUGUGGAUGGACGAAUUCAAGCAGUACUACUAUGCAGCUCGUCCCGCAGCCCAGGGGAGGCCUUAUGGAAAUGUCCAGAGCAGAGUGGAGCUGCGGAAGAGGCUGAAAUGCCACAGCUUCAAGUGGUACCUGGAAAACGUCUAUCCCGAGCUUCGGAUUCCCGAGGAAUCGCUCUAUCAGACCGGGAUGAUCAGGCAAAGGCAGAGCUGCCUGGAAUCACACAAGUCUGAAGCCCAAGAGCUGCCCGUCCUGACCUUAAAUCCUUGCAUCAGCAGCAAAGGCACGGCAGCAACAGCACAGGAGUGGACGUACACAUACAACCACCAAGUCCGCCAGCAACAGCUGUGCUUAUCCGUGUACACCCUAUUUCCCGGUUCCCAGGUGCUGCUGUCACCUUGCAAAGAAGGUGACAACAAGCAGCGAUGGGGUAAAGUUGGGUCACACAUUGAACAUAUAGCUUCACGCUUUUGUUUGGACACUGAGACAAUUGGGGACACGAAUGAGAGCACCAAAGAGCUUGUCAUCAACCCUUGCGAGAGCAUAGCCAUGAGUCAGCGCUGGGACAUGGUGAUGUCUUGACCUGCUGGAGGACUUCCACAGCGGGGAUGGGCACCGAGACGUUGCUACACGCGGCCAAGAUGCACCACAUGGAGCUCAAAUGCAAAACCAUUGGGGGCCCUUGUGGAUUAUGGGACAGGAGAAGAAUCGUUCAGAUAAAAAGAAGGACAUGGUGCUCCAGGUUGAACAAUGGAUGCUGUCUGCAAGGCAUGUCUGUUGGCGGUCAUACGUUCAAAGAGAAGGGAUGGCAAAAAAACAAACUUGAAAUGUUUGGGCCCUACAAUGGGCCCUACAGAAGUCCAGUGUGCACAGUAUUUAUUAAUCUCUCUGGAAAUACAGGUAGAAGAGCCUUGGAGACCAAAAGGAGACUUGGACUCAGCAAAACAAGCAUCUCAAUAACUUUUUGGGGGGUGAGACUUGUGCGCAAGGAGAGAUGUACAUCGAGGGAUGCUAAGAAACAUCACCUGGGAUCGAGUGGAAAACACUGAAUUAUCUCUGCACUUUUAAUUGCUGCAGAUUAGUUUGUCUUCAUGCGGAGAGCAUGGGUGGAGCCAUGGUGUACGUUCAAACGUGUAUCUGAUUCACGUAUGUGUUGUGUAUACAGAGGCAGGGCAGGAGUUUAUGGCUGUGGCCAGCAUCAAACCAGCAAGCAAUGGCAGAGUCCUGCUCCGUGCUAACUGUACGUGGGGGUUGUUGAAUCUCCAAAGCCCAGGCAAACAAAGGAUUCAGUGUGUGAGAUUAAGGGAUUUAAACUCUUGGGAAGCUGGGAGGAAAGGCAGUGAUGUGAUUAUUUCUGCUCUCUGAAGGCUAUGGGUGAGCCUUGGCCACGGGAAACUCCCCUAUAAUCUCACUCUGUGUCUCUCACUGCUUCAGAUCUGGAAUAAGUCAAAUUUUCACUUUUCUUCCAUAAAAUUAAUAUUUUUGGUAA
Calidris pugnax (ruff) is the source of this 2581-nucleotide messenger RNA. It is a transcript of the gene GALNT14, whose product is annotated as polypeptide N-acetylgalactosaminyltransferase 14. Gene Ontology annotation, cellular component: Golgi apparatus. The transcript is spliced from 15 exons. The coding region runs from base 16 to 1674 and encodes 552 amino acids. Lineage: Eukaryota; Metazoa; Chordata; Aves; Charadriiformes; Scolopacidae. The record is from RefSeq and is a predicted model, not a curated record.